CACAGCUCAAAAGAUUAUUUCCUAUGAGCCGGACACCAUCACCUAACAUCUCACAAUGUCUUGAAAACAGUUCAUAAUUUGUGUCCAGCUAAAUUUGAAAAAAAAAUAUGACGGGGAUUUUAAACAAACUUCACAUCUUGUGUGUUUUAUUAUUUAUAAUGUGUCAUUCUGAUGUUUCAAGGUUUUCGCUUGUGACUGCACAAGAGAAUGAUGAGUCACUGGAUGACAUGCUGUCAGAGGAUGCAGUGUCCGACUUGGAAAACAGCCCAAAGUUUGUGGAGUCAGAAGACCUGGACUCUCUGCCGAAGAGGCAGUUCAAGACAGCUGAGAUCGCAGAUGCUGUGAUGGGUACUGAAACUCCCAUUGAUCCAUCUGACAUCGAGUCCCUCUUCCCCAAAAAUGUGAAAGACUUCCAGUCAGGCUUCUCCCCGCCUUGUGAUGAGAACAGUGCCCAGUGUGGUUCACCUGCUCUGGCUGCUAAAGGAGCGUCUCUGGAGGAGAAGAGCUCUGAAUCAUCACAGCAGGUCACUCUUGACAUAGUGCAUGCAGACAUCACGCCAACUGAGGAGCAGAACGCCACAGAGGCCGCCAAAACGUACAAGGUGAACUGUGAUAAGAGGAACAUCACAGGAAUGGACAAUUUCACUGUGCAGGUCCUCAACGCUUCACAGGACCUGAUGGAGUUCCUGAAUGCUAACAGCACAGAGUGCUCUGUGGUGCUGUUCUUCACCGCCUGGUGCCAGUUCUCAGCCAGCCUGGCACCUCACUUCAACGCCCUGCCCCGAGUCUUUCCCAGCAUGCACUUCCUGGCACUGGAUGCCUCGCAGCACAGCAGCCUCUCCACGAGGUUUGGGACCGUGGCAGUGCCCAACAUCCUGCUGUUCCAGGGGGCCAAGCCCAUGGCUCGCUUCAACCACACUGACAGAACGCUGGAGACGCUGACCUCCUUCAUCGCUAACCAGACAGGGUUUGAAACCGUCCCCGACAGAAACGUGAUGGAUGAAGACCGUCUCGGUCCCCUCCCCAGCGUCCCGGUGAAGAGCAUCGACUGGCUGCUGGUCUUCUCUGUCCUCUUCAUCACGGGCUUCACUACGUACGCCAUCCUGCGAACAGAGAGCAUCCGCUGGCUCAUACCAGGACAGGAGCAUGAGCAUCAGGACUGAAAACACACACAGACUGCAAGUCAUUAGAUGUAAAUGAUUAUUUGAUAAACGAUUUAGUUUAUUAAAAUUAACAGUUGCUAAUUUGCUUAUGUUUCAAGUGUUUGAUGAGAAAAAUAAUGUAUGUGAGCCAUUGUGAUUUAUAAUAAAGAAUAUAAUGUUU
Molecule: messenger RNA, 1323 nt
Organism: Siniperca chuatsi (mandarin fish)
Lineage: Eukaryota; Metazoa; Chordata; Actinopteri; Centrarchiformes; Sinipercidae
Gene: txndc15
Product: thioredoxin domain containing 15
Exons: 6
Coding region: 108-1163 (351 amino acids)
Biological process (GO): cilium assembly
Cellular component (GO): cilium
Source: RefSeq, a predicted model, not a curated record